Molecule: messenger RNA, 624 nt
Organism: Homalodisca vitripennis (glassy-winged sharpshooter)
Lineage: Eukaryota; Metazoa; Arthropoda; Insecta; Hemiptera; Cicadellidae
Exons: 2
Coding region: 1-624 (207 amino acids)
Source: RefSeq, a predicted model, not a curated record
AUGUCGUUAGACGAUUUCGCCAUCAUAUUGGGAAGGAUAGAAGGGAAAAUUGCCAAAACCGACACCAACUUCCGAGAGUGCGUUCCUGCAUCAGUCCGGUUGGCGAUAACUCUUCGAUUUUUAGCAAGUGGUGACUCGUACGGUAGCCUCAUGUAUCUCUUCAGGGUUUCUAAGCCUACAAUUUCUUUACUUGUUCCUGAAGUCUGUCGGGCCAUCGUAGAAGCACUACAGGAGUAUGUCAAGAUGCCCGAAAAUGAAGAACAGUGGCUAUGCGAAUCCAAGAAAUUUGAAGAGAAGUGGGACUUCCCCCAUGCUGUUGGAGCCAUCGACGGAAAGCAUGUAGCAAUACAAUGUCCGCCCAAAAGCGGGAGCGAAUACUUCAACUACAAGUCCUUUUUCAGUUUUGUAUUAUUUGCGCUUGUCGACGCUGAUUAUAACUUCAUGUUUGUGGACGUUGGAUGUCAAGGCAGGAUUUCAGAUGGUGGAGUUUUCAAAAAUUCUCUCAGUUGUACGACAAUAUUGAAAAAGGGCAACUUGAAACUUCCCCCACCAUCUCCACUGCCGAAUUCGAGUAUCCCCAGCCCGUACGUCAUUUUGGGGGACGAUGCUUUUUGCAUUGAGUGA